This is a messenger RNA of Sebastes umbrosus (honeycomb rockfish), 3690 nucleotides long. RefSeq names its product MAPK/MAK/MRK overlapping kinase-like. Gene Ontology annotation, molecular function: ATP binding; protein serine/threonine kinase activity. The transcript has 13 exons. Bases 145 to 1659 code for a protein of 504 amino acids. Gene Ontology annotation, biological process: protein phosphorylation; intracellular signal transduction. Gene Ontology annotation, cellular component: nucleus; cytoplasm. NCBI's taxonomy places the organism in Eukaryota, Metazoa, Chordata, Actinopteri, Perciformes, Sebastidae. The record is from RefSeq and is a predicted model, not a curated record.
CAGAAUGCAUUGAGUGUCUAUAUGAGGAUGCAUACUGGUGCCUGGUAACGUUAUAUGCUGCUAUGACAUGAAUGCAGUGGUGACCGGUGGUGCUCUUUCUUGCAGGGACUGUUUCUGGAUCUUAUUAUUAUUAUUAUUAAGCUCAUGGUAGGCUCUUUAGCAUCAAAAAGUGCACUAAUGAUGCACUACUCAAACUGGCUUAUUGGCGUGAAAAACAGGGCAAGCCUCAGAAAUGCAUGCAAAACACCAGGUAACGUGGAUUAUUGGAACAAAAGAGGAAACAAUCCGCAGCGUGAUGAUGAUGAGAACACAUCCGAGCUGGACGUCGCCACACACCUCUGGAAAAAAGGCUACAAAACAAUCAAGAAAAUCGGGGAGGGCACAUUUUCAGAGGUGGUGAAAACUCAGAGCCUGAAAGAUGGGAAGUACUACGCUUGUAAAACCAUGAAGCAGACAAUUAACAGUGAUGAGGUAACAAUAGAUGUCUGCUUUGAAAUUCUGGAGCAGGCCAACAACCUGCGGGAAGUCCAGGCAAUGAAGAGACUGAGCCCACAUGCAAAUAUCAUCCAGCUACAUGAACUGAUUUUCGACAAAGAAACUGGAACUGUGUCUUUGAUUUGUGAGCUGAUGGAGAUGAACAUCUAUGAGUUCAUACAAGGAAGACACACGCCACUGCCUGACAGCACAGUAAAGAACUACAUGUACCAGCUUUGCAAGUCACUUGAGCAUAUGCACAGCUGUGGGAUCUUUCACAGAGAUGUGAAGCCAGAAAACAUACUCAUCAAACAAAAUGGUCUGAAGCUUGGCGACUUUGGCUCGUGUCGGAGCGUGUACUCCAAGCCCCCGCAUACAGAGUACAUCUCCACACGUUGGUACAGAGCUCCAGAGUGCCUCCUCACUGACGGCUACUACGGCUUAAAGAUGGACAUGUGGAGUGUCGGUUGCGUCUUCUUUGAGAUCAUGAGUUUGAAUCCUCUCUUCCCUGGAACCAAUGAGUUGGACCAGGUUGCCAAGAUCCAUGAUGUGUUGGGGACACCAGAUGAAAGUAUCCUCCAAAAGUUCAAGCAGUCUAGAGCGGUAAAUUUCGACUUCCCCCCUAAAAAAGGCAGCGGUAUCUCGCGGUUACUCCCUCACUGCCCGGCUCCAGCUCUGUCACUGCUCUACCAGAUGCUCGCCUAUGAUCCCGAUGAACGCAUCACUGCAGAAACAGCCCUGCGGCACACAUACUUUAGGGAAGUCAGACUGGCAGAGAAGAAAGUCUCUGGGACCAUGGAAGAACUGGAGAUUAGUGGGACGCACAACUCCUUAGACCACAUCUGGCGCCCAGCCAGACUUGGCAAACAGCUGAGGGGAAGACACACAAGGCAAACCCCUUUAAUAAGCCAUAACCUGAAGCACGUAGCAGAGCCCCUCAUUCGACGGAACGUCCCUCAUCAUCCUACAGAGCUGCCCAAGAUCAACAUGGUCGUACCAGGACCACAGAUCUCCUUCCCGGUCUCCACUAUGCCUGCAUUUACUGUCACCCACCGAGGCACGCUGCCAACCAUCGCGUCGAAAAAGUGCCAGACACGGUUGGCCAAGCCCCGGGAUGAGUCACACCGCGCAGCUUUCAAGACCUACUAUAUUCCACCUCUGGAUAGAAAACAUGGAGGCUACUGAGAGCCAAAACCCCUUCAACAUUUUAUUAAAAAUUGCCUCUUAAAAACAGGAUAGACCUUUACUGUUAAACACAUUGUUGAGAGGACAAUGUUCGGACCGACCUGAUGUUGAAAUCUGUGAAGCAACACAAACAAAACAAAUGCAACGAAGACCGCCAAGCCUGUCAUCUCACCAGUUAUGACUGCUACAUCAAACUGUUCAACCCUCAUUGUAACGAUAAAAUUCAACGUGAUAGCUACACAAACAAUAAUAGUCUGUCAUAUUAUGUUGGAUUGGGAGUUUGUAUUUAGUUACAACCUGUUUUACUUGAUCUAGUCAGGUGUUACAUGUUUACAACUGUUUAGAAAUCUACUUCAAUCUGAGCCUAUUACACAAGCUAAGCAAUAAGAUAACAAGUGAACAGCCAUUUACCAUUGGUGGAUGAAAUGGUUUAACAUCUUUGAUGAGAACAUAGUCAGCUUCUUGGAAAAUAAUAGAGUGCUUUUAAAAAGUCGUCACACCCCUUGGACUUGUUCUGGUUGUAUUAUUUCACAACUUUGAAACUUUGAAUUAGAAAUGAUUGAGUAAGCUUUUUGUUUUUUUUACACUGAUCAACACAAAAAUAACUUGUCUACAAAGUGAACAUGUCUACAAACAGAUCUAAAUUAAGUGCAACUGUAAAACACAAAAUAUGUGUAUUCAUUAGAGCUGCCAACAAUAAAUCGAUUAGUUGUCAACUAUUAAAUUAAUCGCCAACUAUUUUUCGAUUAUAUUGAUUAAUCGGUUUGAGUGUGACAGUGAACAUUCCCUGAUUCCAGCUUAUUAAAUGUGAAUAUUUUCUGGUUUCUUUACUCCUCUAUGACAGUAAACUGAAUAUCUUUGAGUUGUGGACAAAAGACAUUUGAGGACGUCAUCUUGUGCUUUGGGAAACACUGAUAGUUAUUUUUCACCGUUUUCUGACAUUUUACAGACCAAACAACUAUUCGAAUAUUCAAGAAAAUAAUCAACAGAUUAAUCGAAAAUGAAAAAAUAAUCAUUAGUUGCAGCCCUAGCGCUGUGGGACACCUAAAAUAUCACCAAGUUUAAAUAAUAAAUUGAGUGAGAUCACUUGUAUGUAAUUGUGGUGUGACAAGUAGAUCUGGAAGAUCCAACAGUCAAUGUCCUGGUAAAAACUAUGUCAUGAAGACAUUUGAAACCGGAGAGUGAAGAGUAUCAUUCUGUGAUAGGAUACAAGAAAAUGUGAAGCUGUACUGGAGAAUGUUAAUGUCAUGGAUAUUUGGCAGGACUUUAACCAAAUACUACACGCUGACUAAUAGAUGUGCAAAUUUGUAGAGCUAUAAACAAGAAAAACUCCAAAGGCGAGGUUGAAUACUUUUCAAAGGCACCGUAUACUUGUAAUAGUUUCUUUUCAUUAGCUGUGAACAAAAACAAACUGAUUUGUAGGGCAAUAGUCUUCCUGUGCAAAAAGGUUAACAGCAAACACAUUAACAUGAAGUGUUUCACAUUUAUUCUAAGCCACGACAUCGUCUUUGGAGAAGUAUUUUAAAGGCACAUUACUCGAUCCAACUGUAAUGUAAAUAAAUAGCCCCCUGAGGGCAACAAAACACAGACUCGGAAUAGUUAAUAAUGUAUGUGAAAACAUCUGUAUUUUAUAUGGCCUUAAGAAAGUCCUGAUUUUUUAAAAAUGUUUUGUUUAGAAUGUAGCUCAGCCAGUGCUUCAAUUGAAGCAUUGUGGCUUUCAAGAAAAUACCAUUUCAUUCAGAGCUGUGAGCUCAGUAAAAUGGACUUUAUGUUGGGUAUUGUGGCGCAUAAUCAGAGUGAAAAAGUUAUGUGUCAUUUGUAUGAUGUUGUCGUCACGGUGGUACAACCACCUGACACAAAAAUGUUAGAGAACAAAUUGAUGAGAAACAUGAUUCCUUUUUAAUGAAUAAUAAAGUGGGAAAUGUGAAACGUUAUCCACUUUAAAAAGAAUAUUUGCUUCAUUAACUUUCUGCCUAGUGUAUGGGGGUUUGCUGAACUCUUCUUGGCAUCAACAAUGAUUGGUUAUCACAC